This is a messenger RNA of Lactuca sativa (garden lettuce), 771 nucleotides long. RefSeq lists its product as uncharacterized. Lineage: Eukaryota; Viridiplantae; Streptophyta; Magnoliopsida; Asterales; Asteraceae. The record is from RefSeq and is a predicted model, not a curated record.
AUGGGAACCCCCGAAAAUUCAGUUCAGCUCAAAGUAUUUGUUGACAAAAAGAAGAAAAAGGUGAUGUUUGCAGAAGCAGCGAAUGACUUUGUGGACACACUUUUUAGUUUGUUCACUUUGCCACUGGGAACAAUCGCAAAGCUCUCACGAAAGCAUGCAGACUCAAACGAUAUUAAAUUUGGAAGCCUGACUUCUCUUUAUAAAAGUGUUGUGAGUUUCGAUAGAAAGUAUAUAAUGUUGGAGGAUUUGUUGAUUAAUCCAAAGAAUUCAUCAGCUUCUAUAUGCAAGAAUCUUAAAGUGAAUCUAGAUGACACGGAGCCCAUCCCGCCUCAUUUGUCUUCGUUGUGGGGUUUUGUAAUGUCAUCAGCAAAUUUCAUAAUUACAGACGAUCUGAAUGUAAUACCACUCACGCUUGAUACAAUCAUCGUACUUUUUAAUUCUCUCGGUGUUGAAAACAUUAAUUUGCUAGAAGAGAGAACAAUGGAUUUUGGUUUCGAAGAGUUCUUGAAUCUACUCAUGUGGUCAUUAACGACGAAUAAUCCUUUGACAAAUCUGGUGCUUGGGGGAGAUGUCAUUUCAUCAUGGAGCAAGCAAGCAUCUUUCAUGGUUUAUAAUGAUCUGGAAGUAAUCCCCCCUCCAUCGAUAGCUACAUUCUCAAAGUUGAACACACUUGGUGUUCCUGUUGGUGAUAUGGAGGUUCUGGAAGUGAGCUUUGGUGAACAAGAGGCGCUUUCACUUCUCAAAGUUUGUCUCACCUCAAAUCAGCUUUAA